AUGUUGCUCUCAUCCACCUUUGCCGGGCUUAUAGCCCUCGCCUACGCCCUGCCCAGCGAGACAGAUUCUCGCCGAAGUCCUCCGUGUCGCUUUGCGAAUAAUUGGUCUCAGAAGGAUGUUCUUCAAUACGCGGACCGCUUUGAAUGGGACAUGCUCUACUGGGAAGGGCGCUUUCAUCAGGACAAUGUCGGCUACAAUGUCAAGAAUGGCAUGACCUAUGAUGGCACUCAACUCAAUUGGACAACGGGCGAGCGAACUAAGGUUCACCCGUUUAGCGCCGCUAGCAAGGAGUCUCUCCAGAUCAUGCUCUACGCACACGCCAUUGCCGGUGAUCGCAAAGCAGCACGAUUCCUCUCGCCCGAUGCGCCGGCUAACGCCCCUGCUAUUGCAGCGUCAAUUAUGCAAACAAAGCUCAAGACAUACCUCCAAUUUAACCAGACCUAUCCUGGAUUUGGUGGCUUCCUGCCCUGGAUGACAACCAGUGGGCAGGACGUAACGCCUACAUGGGACUGGGUCAAUCGCGUUCCUGGCUUGGACAAUGGUGAGCUUCUCUGGGCUGUAUAUGCCUGCAUCAGCGCCCUGGAACAAAGCUCCAGCCGUUCCAACCACCAGCUCGCUGCCGACUGGCAAAAGUGGUUCGACUAUGCCAAAACCACCGUAGCCAAAGUCUUUUACAUAGGCGACGGACAUGUUUGCGCAGUUACCAAGAUUGCAAACCAGAGCCUGCCUGUCAAUGACCCCAAGCAGACAUAUGGCUGCGAGAGCCCUGCAUAUCUCGACGACCCAUACGAGGGCGAGCUGUUUACGUACUUUAUCCAGUUCUUUGGAAAACUAUCUUCUCAAGAAAAAGCAAAGCUUUGGACUGCCAAGAGAGCCAAGCUUGUCAGUGUUGAGUACGAGAUGGACGGAGUCGGUCCUAUCACCGUGGAGCAAGGAUACUGGUUUUCUGCCCAUGAGCCCUGGAAGGUGCUGGAGCUUCCUUACUUUGACGUCGACAUUAUUAAGCGUAUUCACCACAACAUGGAGAGAGCACGAACAUGCAACUCGGCCGUGACCAAGACACCUGGACUGUUUGCAUCAGUCAACAACUCAACAGAUCCAGCCACUGAUGAAAUCAUCGGCUACAUCUCUCCAGCCGGCAUCGUAUCUAUUGCCAGCCAAAAAGACCAGUACCACGAUGUCAUCACCCCGUACGGCGCGUGGCCCGUCAUGAUGUUUGACAAGUCUGUCGGGCUUGCCUGGUGGAACAGCAUGGUCCAAGGCAAGAAGAUGCAGAAUCCUUAUGGAAGCACAGAGUCCUCCCGCGUGGACGGCAAGCUCGUCUCGGCUCUCGUUACCUGGGACAGCAAAGUUACCACUGUCAUGGGCCUACUUGGUGGUGUGAGUGACUUGGUCCGCCCCAAAAUGAAGGCCGACGGUAUCUAUCGCGAUUUUAUCAACAUUGCACAGCGAGAAUACUCGCGCGUCUUUCCAAGCCUCAAGGGAGAAAAUGUGAAACUUUGCCUGCCGUCACAGAAGCUGCCCGACGCGGGUCUGAAAGACUUUACCUUGUGCAAAUGA
Messenger RNA from [Torrubiella] hemipterigena, 1560 nucleotides. The record is from the annotation of a GenBank genome assembly. NCBI's taxonomy places the organism in Eukaryota, Fungi, Ascomycota, Sordariomycetes, Hypocreales, Clavicipitaceae.